Molecule: messenger RNA, 470 nt
Organism: Juglans microcarpa x Juglans regia
Lineage: Eukaryota; Viridiplantae; Streptophyta; Magnoliopsida; Fagales; Juglandaceae
Exons: 3
Coding region: 102-470 (122 amino acids)
Source: RefSeq, a predicted model, not a curated record
CUCUCCAUGUACGCAGUGUGUUCUGUGAGUGAGUGGAGAAGGCUAGGGAGGGAGAUCGAUCAGCUACAUUCAGGAGUGAGUAAAGGUUAAGGAAUACUGAAAUGGAGGUGUGUAAUCCUAAGGGAGGGAGAACAGCUGCUCCUGCAUUCCCAACAAUGCUGCUGAUGAUCAUGAUGCUCCUUAACGCAUAUUGUUGUGGUACUGCUGUCCUUGUUAAGAGCAACAUCAGUUUCCAAUGCAACGGUGACCGCCUCGAUGAAUGCCUGAUCAAGGAGGAAUUGGAGUUGGAGUUGGGGUUCUUGAUGAACCCCUACGUAAGCCGGAUCCUAGGUGGUCAAGGUAAAGACCCUCAGACCGACAAUCGUAAUAAACCAGCCUUUAAUGAGCCUUGUGGGAAAUCUGGAGACCCUCAAUAUGAUACCUGUACUUUCAUAUGGGCCGAUUCUCUAAUAUGUGGUGAUUGUGGCUAG